AUGUUGGGAUUGGAUAUUGCUUCUAAGCGGAACAGGAAGCCUGGCGACUACCCCUAUCAUCUCGACUACAGAACUCGUUGGUCGGACAAUGAUGUCUACCAUCAUAUGAACAACAGCAUCUACGCCUUUCUGAUCGACUCGAUAGUCAAUGCUUACUUGAUCGAGAAAUGCGGUCUCGACCCAGCAACUUCGCAGCAAGUGGGCUUGGUGGUCAGCACGUAUUGUGACUACUUUGGAUCCGUCGGAUAUCCAUCGGUGCUCGACCUGGGUCUGAGAGUUGUCAAGCUGGGCAAGUCUAGUGUCAUGUAUGAGGUGGGCAUCUUUGAGCAGGGCAAUGAGCAAGUGAAAGCUGUGGGGGGCUCGAUCCAUGUCUUUGUGGAAUCCAAAGGGCGGCGACCGGCCAAAGACGGAAUGGAGCCUCGUAUGAGAGAAGGACUGACGCAACUCCUCGAGAAGGACAAGGAAACAGCCAAAUUAUGA
Messenger RNA from Capronia coronata CBS 617.96, 480 nucleotides. Its product is annotated as acyl-CoA thioester hydrolase. The coding region runs from base 1 to 480 and encodes 159 amino acids. The transcript has 2 exons. NCBI's taxonomy places the organism in Eukaryota, Fungi, Ascomycota, Eurotiomycetes, Chaetothyriales, Herpotrichiellaceae. The record is from RefSeq and is a predicted model, not a curated record. Gene Ontology annotation, molecular function: fatty acyl-CoA hydrolase activity. Gene Ontology annotation, cellular component: mitochondrion.